Messenger RNA from Xyrauchen texanus (razorback sucker), 4673 nucleotides. RefSeq names its product retinol dehydrogenase 12 (gene crdhl). The coding region runs from base 418 to 1404 and encodes 328 amino acids. NCBI's taxonomy places the organism in Eukaryota, Metazoa, Chordata, Actinopteri, Cypriniformes, Catostomidae. The record is from RefSeq and is a predicted model, not a curated record. The transcript is spliced from 7 exons.
AGUCCGCGCGUGCGUGAGUCCGCGCUCGCGCGCCAUUUUCUAAAACGAGCUCGAGCUGUGGUAUUUAAUUAUGUACUUCAAAAACUCAAAAUACGGCAAUAUUUGCAUUAUACGUAUCAUAUCCAAAUAGUGCAUAUUGUACACGGAAUAUUACUCAAACUACAAUCAGAUCUGUAAUAGCCGUGUAAUAAACAUAUGUAUUUAUUUUGUGCGUGAUACUGCAACAAGUUUCAUAAACAUGGGGAAUUUUGCAGAGAGACGCGCGUAAUCAGCCAGUGGGCGAAGCGUAAAGCAGCAGCUAAGCUGUUGCUUUAGUUGCUCAAGCUCUAUUUAUAGCCCCCGUUCUGCACAGACGAGAGCGCCCAGUGUGACAUCUUCAGGGUUAUUAUUCUAUUUGGACACUGCUAUUUGAGAGAAAUGAGGGAUCACGUUACGUCAAUUGAUCGAGUAAACUAUUGCGCUGUCAUCGCGUUGGCGGCACUCAGCUUUAUGGUGCUGCGGAAAUGGAUAUCUGGUGGGGUCUGCAAAAGCCGUGUUCGCCUAGAUGGAAAGACAGUUGUGAUCACUGGUGCCAAUACUGGGAUUGGCAAGGAAACAGCAAGAGAUAUGGCUUGCAGAGGGGCUCGGGUCGUGAUGGCCUGCCGGGAUCUGACUCGUGCUGAGAACGCUGCAGAGCAUAUUCGCCGCUCCACCGGAAAUGGCAAUGUAGUCAUCCGACACUUGAAUCUGGCUUCUCUCUACUCUGUCCAAGAAUUUACCAAAGAGUUCAUUGCCACAGAAGAACGACUGGACAUACUCAUCAACAAUGCAGGUGUGAUGAUGUGCCCCAAGUGGACCACAGAGGAUGGCUUUGAGACUCAGCUGGCUGUCAAUCAUUUGGGACAUUUUCUUCUGACCAAUUUACUAUUAGGGAUGCUUAAGAACUCCUCCCCCAGCCGUGUAGUGACUGUGUCCAGCAUUGCUCAUGUUGGCGGAAAGAUUGAAGUUGAUGAUCUGUUUUUUGACAAAAGGCCUUACAGCCCUUUGGUCAGCUAUAAACAGAGUAAACUGGCCAAUGUGCUUUUCUCUAGAGAACUUGCAAGAAGAAUGAAAGGUACUGGAGUGUCCUCAUACUGCUUGCAUCCAGGAGUGAUUCGAACAGAGUUGAGUCGCCAUAUUGAGUCGUGCUACCCCAUGCUAAAGACUUUACUGUCUGUGCCCUCCAUGCUGUUGAUGAAAACUCCCUGGCAGGGUGCACAGACCUCCAUCUACUGUGCUGUCACAGAGGGUUUAGAGAGGAAGUCUGGCUGCUACUUCAGUGAUUGUGCUGAAAAAGACCCUGCUCCAGAAGGUAAAGAUGAUGCAGUGGCUAGAAGGUUGUGGGAGGAAAGUGCUCGGCUAGUUGGACUAAAUGAUCGACGAUGACACGUCGUACGGCACACAUACUUCUUCACCUCAUCUCUCGCGAGGUGGCAGAAACUCAGACAGGAAGUCAUGGCAGAGCUAGUGUCAGGGCAAACAAUAUGGUUUUCAUUAGGAGAUGGCAUUUACUAGACCUUUUUCUUUACGGAAGAGUUUUCCAUUUGUUAAAGGUGAAAGUGUGUCAUUUUUUCAGUGUUAAAAAUACAUUCUCAUAUCCCAGGUUAAUGUGCAUUGACAGCUUUAAGUAUGCCAUUCAUAGGUAAAGUCAGUCAGUUCGGUGGCUCUGUGGUGCUAUCAAAACAUUGCUGUUUGUUUGAGCAUCCCGACCAGACCAACAGCAGCAAUAGAACAACCGACGACAUUGGAGUUCGGAGUGGGACUGUUAGUUAUUACACAUAUGUGCUUUUUAACCUUCCAACAACUUCUUAAAACUCUAGAAUUUUUUUUAAUGCUUUGUUCUCAGUGGUCAUUUCCUAAUAACACGAUAAUACUCGGUACAUUCCAGCACAUUCCAUUUUGUGGCUAUAUCAGAACAAACUACCAUAAGAGUCAUAAAAAAGUUUAAGAGAGCUACCUUGUUUUGAAAAUGUGUAUACAUAUUCUGUAUAAAUAUGUAUGAUUUACUUUUAACCACUAGAUGGCAUUAAAUAUGUGUUUUUGGAAACAUAGUAUUAUAUAUUUUUAAAGAUCCCAUAUGCACUUUAUGAUACAGCAAGGCAGCAUUGCAGGUCAAUUUGCAAACAAAUGGAAAAUAUGUGAUGGAAAAAGCAGACCUUGAUUUACAUGACUUGGUUGUAGCUUACAGUUAAGUAGAUACCACAAUAAAUGGAUUGUGUAUAACAAUCAAUAUAAAAAUAGUCAAACAGAACAACAUGCUAAAAACUGCAUUGUGUAAGAUAUGUUUAGCUGUGCCACAAAUGCAUUUAACUGUUAAAGGAGUAGUUCACCCAAAUAUGAAAACUCUAAUCAUUUACUCACCCUCAUGCCAUCCCAGAUGUAAAUAACUUUCUUUCUUCUGCAGCACACAAAUGAAGAUUUUUAGACAAAUAUCUCGGCUCUGUAGGUCCUUACAAUGCAAGUGAAUGGCGAUCACGCCUUUGUAGCUCCAAAAAUCACAUAAAUGAAACAUAGGGGUAAUUCAUAGUGGUUAUAUCCAUAUCUUCAGAAACUAUAUAAUAAUAGUAAAUUUUUACUCUAAAUCUCCACUUUCACUUUUACAUCUGAAAGAAACGUGGUGCCUGUUUAGUUUCACCUUCACAUCUGAAAGUGUAUUACAAAAAAGGACUUAAAUAUUGUUCUGUUUCUCACCCACACCUAAUAUAUUGCUUCUGAAGAUAUGGAUUUAAACACGAGUCAUAUGGAUUACAUUUAUGUUUCCUUAAUGUGAUGUUUUUGAGCUAUAAAUGUCUGAUCACAUUCACUUGCAUUGUAUGGAUGUACAGAGAUGAGAUAUUCUUCUAAUAACUUUAUGUUUGUGUUCUGCUGAAGAUAGAAAGUUAUACACAUUAGGGAUGGCAUGAGGGUAAGUAAAUGAUAAGAGAAUUUUCAGUUUUGGGGGAACUAUUCUUUUAAAUGACAAUAUUUACCCCCUGGAGUUGAUUUUAAAUGGUAUAUUUAUCUUUAUGAAUGCAUAUUUUUAAAACCAUAAAAAUACUGUAUACUUUGUGUCAUGUACUGGUAUUUUGUAUCUAGAAUUUCAAUGUAAGCUAUUUUAAUUUUGGGAUAUUUUUGCUCCAUGCCUCAAUUAAUUUGAAACAUGGUGUCUAGUAUUUAUUUUUCUUUUCUAGUUUUAUCUCACCUUUUCUAUUUCCAUUAUUUAAAUUUAGCGCAUCCCAGAUUUCUUUUAAGGUGUUUGAUAAGUUAAAAUUUUAUUUAUUAUUAAUAUACUUACAAUUUCACUGUUAAUACAUUUUCAAGAUUGGUUGUUUUGUGGCUGUAAAAAUCAAUUUGCAGCAAUCUCAAGCUCAUUUAAAAACUUCAACAAAAAUGCUAUUGUGCUGGUGUGCUUUCUCUGUAAAUCCUUACAGGCAAAUAAAUACAACUGUGUUGCAUAGUGGAAGUCAACAGAUUUGGGUGAGGAAUUGUCUGAUUAACACUGAAGGAUUUUGCUAAUGUGUUCCCUGCCUGUAAACAACAUUUGACUAUUCAAUGGAGCUUCUGUCCCAGGUCAACUUUUGCUCCGGGGUAUCAUUUGUGUGUAAAAUUGUAAAGUUUCAUUUUCUUGCGUUAAUUUCUUUGUAAACUCUUUACUGAUAAUAUCUGUCUGGUAAUAAUGCGUGAGUGUAGCAACUACCGGGUUCCCAAAACCACUUUUAUUUCUCAGCAAGACCUUUGUUUUGUUUCACAAAAACAAGAUUAGUGAAAAAAAAGUGAUUAGUCAAAGACUGUGUGACAAUGCACGCCACCCUUAGUUAUUUACUGGUGCCUUAAAAUGGAAAAUACAGAUUAAAUCAAAUUAAAAACAAAUUACUGGGCCAAUCAAAUGAUACAACUCCCAAUGCAAUUUAGGUUGCACCAUUAGCACAUCUUUUAUGGUCGACAUAAUUCACUAAACAUACUCAUAUCCUGCACUUUACUAAAGCUGUGCCCAAUCAAUGAGUGGUUUGCAGGCCUGGCCCCAAUGGGUGAUGCCCGGCGCCUGCCGGUCUAUACACGUAAUAUCUGUAAAUAAUGUAGGAAGAGUGUCUUCUGUACUUUAUUCCUCCAAGCCAUGUUUUAAAAGCCUGAGCCAAAAGAAAACAAUUAAUGUUAAAGGUGUAGUUCAUCAAAAAAAUUAAAAUUCUGCCGCCAUUUACUCAAGACUCAUUUUGUUCCAAACUCAUAUGACUUCCUUCUACAAUGGAACAAAAAAGGAAACAAUUUGAAGAAUGUUGGCGCUCAUCUUUUAUUUCAUACAAUGAAAAUGAAUGGUGACUGAGACUGUCAGUCCCUAACAUUCUACCAAGCACCUCCUUUUGAGGUCUACUGUAAAAUAAGGUCAUACAGGUUUGGAGAGUAAAGGAUGAGGAUGAGUAAAUCAUUUUCAUUUUGAGGUGGAACAUUCCUUUUAACUUGCAUAUAAACAAAAUAGCAGAUGUUGCACUAGUGUAAUAGGUAGGCUACACCCUCUUUUAUGAAAAUCAAUUGUGCUCUAAUAUUCUCAGAUUCAUGUGAAUUCAUUUCAAUGUGACAUUCCUGUAGGCUGGACUGAGUGUGAUAUACAUGUAGCCAACACAUCACAACAUUUUUCAGUUCAUAUUCAAAUGUGUUAUACGUUGAGCUAUGUUUUUUAU